Messenger RNA from Rotaria socialis, 1536 nucleotides. Lineage: Eukaryota; Metazoa; Rotifera; Eurotatoria; Philodinida; Philodinidae. The record is from the annotation of a GenBank genome assembly.
AUGAAUAUUGAUGCAUCUAUCAAACAACGUCUAUCAGACGCUCAUCAAUCGCAUUUACUUGACUAUUGGUCUGAACUGACUGAAGAUCAACGUCGAAAAUUAUUAGAAGAUAUCAAUGAAAUUGAUUUUGAUCGCGUAAGAAAAGCUUAUCAUGGCAUUAAACAAGAAUUAAUAGCAGAUCAAACAAUACCAAAUAAUGAGAUACUUGACGAAGAUGAUGAAAAACGUGAAAGUAUUGAAGAUAUUAUGGAGCCAGUCCCUGAUGCUAUAAUUGGAUCUAUCAAUCAAACAAGUGACGAACAAUUAAAAAUUUAUCAUCUGAAAGAUAACUUGCAAGCUAUUUCUGAAGGCUUAGUAUGUGUCUUAUUACUUGCUGGUGGGCAAGGGACUCGUCUUGGUGUCGAUUAUCCAAAGGGAAUGUACGAUGUUGGUUUACCAUCGAGAAAAACACUCUAUCAAAUUCAAGCAGAACGUAUACGUCGACUUCAACAACUAGCUAAUGAAGAAUUUCAAACAACUAAAUCAGUUGUUCCAUGGUUCAUAAUGACAAGCGAGCAUACUCAAGAAGAAACUGAAAUAUAUUUACGUUCAAAUAAUUAUUUUGGAUUAAAACCAGAAAAUGUAAUUCUAUUCGAACAGCAUACAUUACCUGCAUUAGAUUUUCAAGGAAAAAUACUACUAGCUGAAAAAUAUAAAUUGACCAAAGCAGCUGAUGGCAAUGGUGGUUUAUAUCGCGCAUUGAAAACACGCGGUAUUCUAUUGGAAAUGGAAAAACGUCAAAUAAAAUAUAUUCAUGUUUAUUGCGUUGACAAUAUUCUUGUGCGUUUGGGUGAUCCGAUAUUUGUUGGAUUUUGCAUAGAAAAAAAUGCUAAUUGUGCAGCAAAAGUCGUUAAAAAAUCAUUUCCAAAUGAAGCUGUUGGCGUCAUAUGUAAAGUUCGAGAUCGGUAUCAAGUUGUUGAAUAUUCUGAAAUAUCCGAUAGAACAGCACAAAAGAAAAAAUCUGAGAAUACUGAUGAAUUAUUAUUUAAUGCAGGAAACAUAUGUAAUCAUUGUUUCACAUUAGAUUUUCUUCAAGAUGUGUGCCAAAGUCAUGAUGAUGAACUUCGAUAUCAUAUAGCAAAAAAGAAGAUACCAUCAAUUGAUAAGAAUGGUCAACGUGUCAGUAAACCAAAAGAAAUCAAUGGAAUGAAAUUGGAAAAAUUUGUUUUUGAUGUAUUUCCAUUCUCGAAAGCAUUUGCUGUUUGGGAAGUACACCGUGAAGAUGAAUUUUCUCCAUUGAAAAAUGGUACAGGAACUAAAGAUACACCUGAAACAUGUCGAAGAGACUUGAUACUUCAACAUAUUCGAUAUUUGAAACAAGCUGGCGCUUUAUUACAAGAAGUCAAUGAAAAUUGUUGUGAAAUUUCUCCACUUGUUUCUUAUGCAGGAGAAAAUCUCGAUUUUGUCAACGGACAAAAGCUGCGCUUUCCAAUAAUUAUUGAACUAAAUGCAGAAACACAAAAACCGGAAAUCAAUACAAAUAAACAUUGUUCUUGA